AUGGCCGAGCUUCUCCGAGCUCAGAUUGCGCAGGCAAAGCGGCGCCGCGAGUCGGCGCAGGCUAAGCUUAAAGGUUUGGAAGCAGAGGCUGCCGAGCUGCGGCAGCAGUUAGACUACGGCAAGAAGGUCAUCGCACGGGAUGCAGUUGUCGAUGCUGAAGAGGUGCCCCUGAUCUCGUCAGCUGGCUUGCUGCAACGCUGCAAGCUUGCUGUGAAGGCUGGACCCUUGCCUGGUGAGCUUUGGCCGUACGUGUACUCUUCCAUAGCUCGCGCUGCAAUCCCGGAGGCAGUGGUUGCCCGGCUUCGGCAGCAGUUUGAUGCUGCCAUUUCCGCCGCUUCUGCCAAACAGGCUACGGCCAGGCGCGUGCUCCUUGAACGUCCCGACAAAGAUUUCCAAGCCUGUUUGUUCGACCUUUGUCGGAUUCUGGCAGCAGGCCUACGUGGCCGUCAGGAUUUCAGUCUUGAACUGGACCAGGUAUGGGGCAUGGCCUGUCGCCAAGGGGAUUACAGCCCAAUCAUGGCGCAACGAAACAUGAAGUCGCGACAUGGCUUCUCGUGCAUUAUGGACAUCGAGCUUCCGCCUUCGCUGAGUUGUGAGAAUCAUGAAAGGCCAUCGAAGGGGUCCUACGGAUUCCACGACGGCCUCCACAAUCUGCUUUGGAAGGGUGAUCGCACCACGGACAAGGAUGAUCUAGUCCAACCUGGCAUCAUUCAGCUGGAGCUGCGUGUGGGCCAACUUUACGUCUUCCCGGAUUGGGUGCAGACGCUGACGUACCCGUUUGAGGGCAACGGCGAGAGGCGCUGGAUUGUGGCGACAGUCGCUCUCCUGGAAGCAAAAAGCGCGAAAUCACUGACAAAGGUUUGGAAUCUGAAUUCAGCAUUCUUGUAA
This is a messenger RNA of Symbiodinium pilosum, 888 nucleotides long. Lineage: Eukaryota; Dinophyceae; Suessiales; Symbiodiniaceae. The record is from the annotation of a GenBank genome assembly.